AUGGCACCACCUAUGAAGCUGAUAACUAUGACAGGAAGCCAUUGUACUAUGAGUUCCCCCAAAGGAUGGGUUCUGAGCAACACGGGACACUUCCUUGACGAUCAUCGUAUAGUCAACUCUACUAUCUGGUCUGAUGCAUCGAAACUGUCAAUAGCUACUGAUCCGCAUUUAUAUGUUCAUGCACGCCUCUCAGCACUCUCUCUCACCUAUUACGCCAAGUGUCUUCAAAGCAGAGAGUACAAGGUGAAACUCCACUUCGCCGAGAUUAUGUUCAGCCGUACCAGGUCUUACAAAAGCUUGGGAAGGCGCUACUUUGACAUAUACAUUCAGCUUGAGUGUUUUAUGUCUGAAGAAAUUCCAGUGUCUUGA
Molecule: messenger RNA, 369 nt
Organism: Microthlaspi erraticum
Lineage: Eukaryota; Viridiplantae; Streptophyta; Magnoliopsida; Brassicales; Brassicaceae
Source: the annotation of a GenBank genome assembly